Messenger RNA from Sardina pilchardus (European sardine), 931 nucleotides. RefSeq lists its product as uncharacterized. NCBI's taxonomy places the organism in Eukaryota, Metazoa, Chordata, Actinopteri, Clupeiformes, Clupeidae. Bases 179 to 931 code for a protein of 250 amino acids. The record is from RefSeq and is a predicted model, not a curated record. The transcript is spliced from 8 exons.
AAUUGGCUGGCCGUAACAUUUCAUCCCCCUAGAAUAGUAUGGUUCUAUCGAACAUUUUCGUCAAAACGGACAUAGGCUAUGUGACAGCCUAAUAAAGUGAGGUCGACAUUGCAAUUCCUCGUGAAGGAAAAACUAGGGGAACUAAUUUCUCAAAGGCCCUGGUCCUCCCAACCUCACAAUGUCGGAAGGAAACGGGCCAAAUGAGACAUUUCCUGUGGAAUCAAAGGCUGAAUGUGGCUCUGCAAGCAGGACCACAGAUAUUGAUGCAGAUCAGGAUCAUGUGAACUUGUCCCCCAUGAUACGCCACCUUGUGGAAAACAUGACCGAAGAGCAUUGGAGAGUCGUCCGUGAGGCUCUACAUGUGUCUAGGACCAAAGAAGAUGUUAGCCAGCUUUGUUCCUGCAUAGUUGCGAAAGUGGUCCGGACGACUCAUUAUUACCUGAUCCCAGCCCUUAGAAAAGUUCUGGGUGUUCCUGUCACAUACGUGAUUCCAUGUGGAACAGCAAGGGUAAGCACGUCGGAUGCCAAGAAGGCUAGAGAGUUGUCCUUGGGUCAAGGAAAUCUGAGGGCUGAACAUGCCAAAGCCUCAGGACUGUCACUCUCCAUUCCUUUACUGGAUCAGCUGACCGGCGCUGAAUUUAGAGGAAGGGUAACCGAGCAAGUGAGUGAGGUUUUGCUCAGCACUCUUGGCAGUGAUUCUUGCCCUGAAUCUCCAGCUGAGGUAUUUGCCAAAGAUGACCACGAGUCAAACACCAUAGCAGAGAGGCAGACAGACAUCGGUGAGCUUCCUGCCUUCUAUCCAUCCGGCACCCACUCACAGUCUGUCGCUGAUGAUCUUGUCGAUGAUCUUGUCGAUGAUUUUGUCGAUGAUGUUAUCGACUCCAUGAACGAAGACUUGGGCCAAAACGCUCUCUCAGCAGCAGUGCGGUGA